Messenger RNA from Scomber japonicus (chub mackerel), 3380 nucleotides. RefSeq names its product sorting nexin 9b (gene snx9b). NCBI's taxonomy places the organism in Eukaryota, Metazoa, Chordata, Actinopteri, Scombriformes, Scombridae. Bases 291 to 2075 code for a protein of 594 amino acids. Gene Ontology annotation, biological process: endocytosis; cleavage furrow formation; plasma membrane tubulation. The record is from RefSeq and is a predicted model, not a curated record. Gene Ontology annotation, molecular function: phosphatidylinositol binding; protein binding. Gene Ontology annotation, cellular component: cytoplasmic vesicle; plasma membrane. The transcript is spliced from 18 exons.
AGCAGGUCACUCCCUCCGUGCUGUCAGCAGCUCUGCGCGCUUCAAACUUGCAGUCGCACUGAAGUCGCUCUGUUUCUACCGUCUCUGUUAUCCAGGUUUUUGAGUUUCUAAAGGCCAAAGUUUUGUAAUGUGUUAAAGUCCGUUUUGUGCCGGCUGUCUUCUGGGAGGAAUUACCGUGUAUUUUUUGUCGCUUCUGGUCGGAAAGCAGCGGGAGGAAAUGUCCAGUUGAGGAUUGGAAAUCCUGAAAACCGCAGGGCCUGUGUUUGUAAUGAUUGAUCAAUGCUUCGACAAUGGCAGUAAAGGCACAAGUUUUAUAUGACUUCUCUGCUGAGCCUGGAAACAACGAGCUGACAGUGAAAGAAGGCGAGACAAUCACUAUCACCAAUCAGCAUAUUGGAGGUGGCUGGAUUGAAGCACAGAACUCGAAAGGGGAGGUUGGAUUGGUGCCAGAAGACUACAUAGAGUUCGGUAAGUCGGCGCCAUCAUUUCCAGGAGCAACAAGCACCGCAGCACCUACUCCAAGUGUAGGAAAUGCAGCAUCGACAGAUCUGGCCUUCUUUGAUUCUUACGCUCCCACAUCAGCACCUGCACAUAAUCAGGCUAGUAAUGGUAAUGAUCCCUGGUCGGUGUGGAACGCAGACCCCUCAAGGGGCUCCUCUAACAAUUGGGCGUCAAAUCCAGAGGGCACUCAGACUGGGAAGAGUGCUGCCGGGGACCCCUGGGGAUCUGUAUCACAGGGCCACCCUCAGGCUUACCAGGGUCCAGGAGCAGAGGAUGAUGAGUGGGAUGAUGAGUGGGAUGACAUAAAGUCUACUGGAGGUUAUGCGGAGUCUGAAGCUGGAGAAGGUGGUGCCUUGCAGAGAGGUGGACCUCAUGCAUCUUCAAUGAAAAUCUCCCUCAACAACAGGUUUCCUGGGUUCUCCAAGUCUGGUCCAGAGCUUUACCUUCUAUGCAAGCAGGUUGCUAAGAGCAAAGACAAGCUAGCGAUUUAUUUAGGAGAAGUUGGUCCAGUGUGGUCAUACCCAGACACUCAGCUGGACUGUGUGGUGGCUGAUCCCAAGAAAGGCUCAAAGAUGUACGGUCUCAAGAGCUACAUCGAGUACCAAAUCACUGCCAGCACCACAAACCGACCAGUUAAUCACAGAUACAAACACUUUGAUUGGCUGUAUGAGAGGCUCCUGGACAAGUUUGGGUCAGCCAUCCCCAUCCCCUCUUUGCCAGACAAGCAGGUAACAGGGCGGUUUGAGGAAGAGUUUAUUAAGAUGCGUAUGGAGCGGUUGCAAGGCUGGAUGAGCAGGAUGUGCAGGCACCCGGUCAUUUCCGGCAGCGAAGUAUUCCAGCUUUUCCUCACCUACAAGGAUGAGAAGGACUGGAAGACGGGGAAGAGAAAAGCAGAGAAAGAUGAGACAGUGGGAGUGAUGAUCUUCACCACGAUAGAGCCUGAGGCUCCAGACCUGGAUCCUGUAGAAGUCGAACAGAAAUGUGAGCAGUUCAGCAGGUUUACCAAAGCCAUGGAUGACGGGGUAAAGGAAAUCCUCACAGUGGGCAAUGAGCACUGGAAGAGAUGUACAGGCCCUCUGCCGAAAGAGUACCAGAGAAUCGGCAAAGCCUUCCAAAACCUCUCCUCUGUGUUCACCAGCAGCGGAUACCAAGGUGAGUCAACCCUGACUGAUGCCAUGACAGCAGCAGGAAAGACAUAUGAGGAGAUUGCUCAGAUGGUGGCAGAGCAGCCCAAGAAAGACCUUCACUUCGUCAUGGAGACCAACAAUGAAUAUAAGGGUCUGCUUGGAUGCUUCCCCGAUACUAUUGGAGUUCAUAAGGCAGCCAUAGACAAGGUGAAGGAGGGUGACAAGUUGGUGGCCACCAGUAAAAUUACCCCUCAGGACAAAGUCACCAUGGCUAAACGAGUCAGCACCAUGUCUUACACAUUGCAAGCUGAGAUGAACCACUUCCACAGCAACCGUAUCUACGACUACAACAGGGUCAUGCAGUUGUACCUGGAGGAACAAGUCAAGUUUUACGAGACGAUUGCUGCAAAGCUGAGACAAGCACACGGUCAGUUCACUACAAUGUGAAAGCAACAGCCAGCAGUCUCGCACUAUAAGAUACGAAGAGUUAUACCAGCUUGACAUCCAAAAAAUUAUUCUUGCUUAUACUGCAUUCUUUACCCUGUUUAAUUUAAAUUUCACUUCUCUCUUUCUCUCGCUCUUACCUCAUCUCUUCCUUUCUGCUCAUGCCAACAGUCCUAGCUUAUAGUGUUACUUUUGCCCGCUGCUCCCAGAGGUUUAUGAACUGUAAUGAAAAGGCAAUUAUAGCAGAAUAAAAUACACUAUUUACACACAGCCCUUCCUCUGUACAAGGUCCGCAGCUUGUGUUACAGGAAGUAAACAGUUUGUGUCCUUGAAUUGCCUCAUUGCAUGAGUCAAAGCCCAGAGUUUCUCUAAUGUAAUACACAUUUUUGUACAGCUAUGAGCACAAACAUGCCUGUAGCCACAUUUGCCUAUUUUAAAGCAAUAAUCCACUUUUUUUAAGACAUCAUUCCAUGUUAAAAACAGUAGAGGAAAGGAUCGACAAAACCAGUUGCCCCUCUUUCAGUAGAGACAGAUGGAGUUUGAUUUCUGAAUGCAGCAUGGACAGCGAAUCAGAGCUUUACUGUUGUUAUUUUGGCCAAUGUUGGGUGCAUUUUAAUUUUUGCUACUAUCAAGAGAGUCCUUUUAAGAAUGCAAGCCUUAGAUUAGUUGGCAAAGACAGAGUGUGUGUCCUCUGUAUGUCCACUGCUGGCUGUGCCUAGCCUCCUUUCAUCCUGCACUUCCCUUAACGCUAACAGGAAGCCCCUACCCCUUCCUAUCUCUCUCCCGUGCCUUGCCCCGUUGAGUAGAGAAAAUGUCAGUUUACAUUUCAGGAGAGAAGGGCUCAUUAUUUUUAAACAUUGUAUGUUAAAGCCAAAAGUCAGCGACUUAAUACUGAGUUUAGUCUGUGCCAAACGUAAUUUCUUUCUCCCAGUACUCCUGAAGAAUGUUUGUCCAUUGUUUUGACCAGAUUAUGGUGUUUUUAUAUGAAGGUGUCAUCUUUAAGAGUCUGUACUAUACAAGUUUGGGAUGGAGCCAUGGAUUAUGUCAUGUAUGCAGUUUUUCUUUUGCUUUUCACCACUUAGUUUUCAAUCAAUCUCUAAUCUUGUUCACCCUUUGUUUUUCACUUGAUACAUGGAAGAAAAAUGAUAUAUAUAUAUAUAUAUAUAUACAGUAUAUAUUCUAUUGACCUAUCAGGUGCUUCUUGUCAUUGAGAUACUAUUUUAUGUAUAGAAGUAUUUGCAAUACUAUGUAACUCAGAAAGAGGAGCAAAAAUUCAGUUUUGAUUAAUUAAACAAUGAUUUGUACUCA